Molecule: messenger RNA, 599 nt
Organism: Hibiscus syriacus
Lineage: Eukaryota; Viridiplantae; Streptophyta; Magnoliopsida; Malvales; Malvaceae
Product: VQ motif-containing protein 11-like
Exons: 1
Coding region: 62-478 (138 amino acids)
Source: RefSeq, a predicted model, not a curated record
UCCCUGAAUUUUCAAACCCUAUAUAAAAGAAGGAAGAAGCCAUUAACACCGAAUCUCUUUAAUGGCUUCCUCCUCAAAAACCACCAUGGCUUGUACAGACCCAACCACGACCUUCGUCCAAGCUGACCCUUCCACUUUCCGCACCAUCGUCCAGCACCUCACCGGCGCCACCACCAAGAAGCCCGUUUUCAAGCUCCACGAACGUCGACAAGCCCUCAACAAGCUCGAAAUCAACCUCAGUAAUGGAAAAAACGAUUCCCUGUCUGCUGGAAAAAGAGGGUCAUUGGUUUCGCCCGUUUCGACGUUGGAUUUCUUUCCCCUCCUCAGCCCACCGUCGAACGCCAAGCGAACGAGGUUCACAGUUGAAGAAGAAGAAGAGGAAAAGGGUACUGGGUUUUAUUUGCAUCAUCAAAGUAGAGGUGAACCUGAGUUGUUGCAUUUGUUUCCUUUACAUGCUCCCAGGGAAAACAUCCAGUGAUGAUGAUUUGUUUUUGUUUCAUCUUCUUAUCAACUAUUUGUUCACUGGCAUUGAUUAGUUUUUUUUAGGAAUAUUAACAAAAAUAACCUCAAAUAUGUAUUAAAAUAAUUAUUUUAGUUCA